CCCAAAAUCAAUUCUCGACCCCGAAAAGCAAAAGUAAACAAACGACAGCCUCCUCCUCCUCCUCCUCCUCCUCCUCCGACAUCGCCACGCCGCGCAAUCGCCUCCGUCGAACCCUCGAAUCCGCCCAUUGUCUCCGUCGAGCCGAAGAUCAAUUUCCUGUUCUCCCUCCCGUCCACGCAUACGUUCCGUCGCGAUGGCUUCCGAGCCCAAGCCCGCCAGAGCCUCCAAGGCCGUCAAGCCCGCCAAGCCCGUCAAGGCUGACAAGGCCGACAAGACCGACAAGGCCGACAAGUCCAAGGUGCACAAGCUCGCCCUGAAGGGCAGCGCAAAGCUUGUCGCCGAGUUCUUCCAAUACUCCAUCCACACAAUCCUCUUCCAACGAGGCGUCUAUCCGGCAGAAGACUUCUCAGCGGUCAAGAAGUACGGCCUCAACAUGCUAGUCUCCUCGGACGACCAGGUCAGGGCGUACAUCAAGAAGAUCAUGGGCCAGCUUGAUCGCUGGAUGCUCCGCGGCAAGAUCUCCAAGCUCGUCAUCGUCAUCACGGACAAGGACACGGGCGAGCACGUCGAGCGCUGGCAGUUCGACGUCGAGAUCUUUGGCAAGUCUUCCAAGUCGUCCAAGACAUCCAAGACGUCGUCGUCGUCGUCGUCGUCGUCGUCGUCAUCGAGACCGGCCGACCAGGAAAACGACGCGGCCGCGGCCGACGCUGAUGCCGCCGCCCCCGAAAAGACGGAGCAGGAGAUCCAGGCCGAGAUCGCCGCCAUCUUCCGCCAGAUCACCGCCUCCGUCACCUUCCUGCCCCAGCUCGGCGGCGACUGCACCUUCAACGUGCUCGUGUACGCCGACGCCGACUCGGAGGUGCCCGUCGAGUGGGGCGACAGCGACGCAAAGGAGAUUGUCAACGGCGAGCGCGUCCAGCUGCGCGGCUUCAGCACCAGCAACCACCGCGUCGACACCCUCGUCAGCUACCGCUUGGCUGAUUGAGUACAAGAUACGUGCUGGGGGGGCAGAACGUACGUGGCGAAGGGGGGGGCGGCGGCAGCAGCAAGGACAGUAGGAAAUGGAAAACGAAAUGUACAAUGGAUGCGACGGGUGCGGCAUCCAUUGGUCAGUAGCGGCCGGAGCCGCCGUGAAAUACCGAACCGGACAAAGAUGAGCGCUUUUGCGCAUGUGUAUGGGAAAGGGCGGCGUCUUGGGCGUUUAUCCAUGAUGGUUUUGUAUAAUCUCGACUUUGUCACGGGGCACAAACAAAGAGAGCUACGGGCUCGGACUGGAGACACCCAGUCGGUUAAUCGUCUCGCCUCGCAGAAAAGAAAAGCACGCUU
Messenger RNA from Colletotrichum navitas, 1326 nucleotides. RefSeq names its product DNA-binding protein. Lineage: Eukaryota; Fungi; Ascomycota; Sordariomycetes; Glomerellales; Glomerellaceae. Gene Ontology annotation, biological process: mitotic spindle assembly checkpoint signaling. Gene Ontology annotation, cellular component: kinetochore; nucleoplasm; cytoplasm. The transcript has 5 exons. Bases 194 to 985 code for a protein of 263 amino acids. The record is from RefSeq and is a predicted model, not a curated record.